This is a messenger RNA of Erigeron canadensis, 1080 nucleotides long. Its product is annotated as protein LIGHT-DEPENDENT SHORT HYPOCOTYLS 10-like. The transcript has 2 exons. Lineage: Eukaryota; Viridiplantae; Streptophyta; Magnoliopsida; Asterales; Asteraceae. The record is from RefSeq and is a predicted model, not a curated record. Gene Ontology annotation, biological process: mRNA transcription; response to light stimulus. Gene Ontology annotation, cellular component: nucleus. The coding region runs from base 204 to 800 and encodes 198 amino acids.
UCAACACCUCUCUUCCUCCAUGAUUUGAUUUUAGCAAUUUUCCAUUUUUCCAUUUUAACUUCACUUCACAUCUCUCUUCAAUUAUAUAUCAUCUUGAAAUUCAUUUCUUUCAUCUCUCUAAAACCACUUAUCACUAUUUUGUAUUUUUUUUUUCUUCAUAAAAGAUAGAAAAAAUUGAUCAUCACUUGCUAAAUUCUUUCCUAAUGUCUAGUGAUCAUCAAAAUAAGGGAAGAUCAGAAAUAGGUGAAGGAUCGUCAAGAGGUGGCGGUAGCGGUGGCGGUGCUGGGGUUCAGGUACCAGCUGAUUCCCAACCACCGCCACCAGGACCGCCACAACUAAGCCGGUAUGAGUCACAAAAACGACGCGAUUGGAACACUUUUGGUCAGUACUUGAAGAACCAAAGACCACCAGUGGCUAUGUCUCAUUGCAACUACAGCCAUGUACUAGAUUUCCUUAGAUACCUAGACCAAUUUGGAAAAACUAAGGUUCACUUACAAGGUUGUGUGUUUUUCGGUCAACCUGAUCCAGCUGGUCCUUGUACUUGUCCUCUUAGACAAGCGUGGGGCAGCCUUGAUGCACUCAUAGGCCGUCUUCGGGCAGCUUAUGAAGAAAAUGGUGGAUUGCCUGAAAUGAACCCUUUUGCUAGUGGCGCGAUACGUGUUUACCUUCGCGAAAUUCGCGAUUCACAGGCUAAAGCUAGAGGGAUUCCUUACAAGAAGAAAAAGAAGAAGAGAAAUACUACUACUCCGAUCCUCAAGGCCAACGAAGAAUCGUCGAGUUUUCGUAUGCAACAAUCAUGAUCUAUAUUUGCUUCUUCAAGAAUCUGGCUGAAAUGGACAUGACAAAUUCGAAGCUCUCAAACUUGUUGUCACCGACUUCCAACAGUGGAGUGGAUAAAUUAAGCUGUGGAACGUUCUCCAAGGAUGCCAAAAUGCCCCUGGUUUGCUUAUGGUGAAAUAUAUAUAAGAUUCAUACAAGGAUAAUUUACUAUUAUUUAUAUAUCAUUCAGGGAAGUAAAGCUAAUUAGUUAAUAUCUAUCAACAUAUGUUGUCUAAAUUAAAUGUUUUUCAUUCUUGUUCA